Molecule: messenger RNA, 2220 nt
Organism: Acanthopagrus latus (yellowfin seabream)
Lineage: Eukaryota; Metazoa; Chordata; Actinopteri; Spariformes; Sparidae
Gene: prps1b
Product: phosphoribosyl pyrophosphate synthetase 1B
Exons: 8
Coding region: 217-1179 (320 amino acids)
Biological process (GO): purine nucleotide biosynthetic process; ribonucleoside monophosphate biosynthetic process; 5-phosphoribose 1-diphosphate biosynthetic process
Cellular component (GO): ribose phosphate diphosphokinase complex; cytoplasm
Molecular function (GO): magnesium ion binding; ATP binding; ribose phosphate diphosphokinase activity
Source: RefSeq, a predicted model, not a curated record
AUACAUUGAUAUACCACCUAGCUUGCUUGACGUGGCCCUGCUCUUGGCUCCCCCUGGCCGGAAUGACGUAAUCGCGGCGGAACGUCAGUGAAAGCGUGCGCGCCGCCCCGAGAGGAAGAGCGGCACGCGUCGUGUGGGACAUAAUGGUGGAUAGACUCGACAGCAGCUUGCUGCCGCUGCCCCCUUCAACUGAAAGACGCCCUGGAUCGCAACAAAAUGCCGAACAUCAAAAUAUUCAGCGGUAGCUCACAUCCGGACCUGUCGCAGAAAAUAGCUGACCGCCUGGGGCUCGAGCUGGGGAAGGUUGUUACCAAGAAAUUCAGCAACCAAGAAACAUGCGUGGAGAUAGGGGAGAGCGUGCGCGGGGAGGACGUCUACAUCGUGCAGAGUGGCUGUGGCGAGAUCAAUGACAAUUUGAUGGAGCUGCUGAUCAUGAUCAACGCCUGCAAGAUCGCCUCCGCCUCCAGGGUCACGGCUGUCAUCCCCUGCUUCCCCUACGCCCGGCAAGACAAGAAGGACAAGGUGGGGAGCCGUGCUCCUAUCUCUGCCAAGCUGGUGGCCAACAUGCUGUCGGUGUCAGGUGCAGACCAUAUUAUCACUAUGGACCUGCAUGCAUCACAGAUACAGGGAUUCUUUGAUAUCCCCGUUGAUAACUUGUAUGCAGAACCAGCGGUGCUAAAAUGGAUAAAAGAGAACAUUCCCGAAUGGAAGAACUGCACUAUCGUCUCACCCGACGCAGGAGGAGCCAAGAGGGUCACCUCAAUAGCAGACAGGUUGAAUGUGGACUUUGCUCUCAUCCACAAGGAGAGGAAAAAGGCAAAUGAGGUGGACCGCAUGGUUCUAGUCGGAGAUGUGACCGACCGGGUUGCCAUUCUAGUUGAUGACAUGGCUGACACAUGUGGCACAAUCUGCCAUGCUGCUGACAAACUAAUUUCUGCUGGUGCCACCAAGGUGUACGCCAUAUUGACCCAUGGCAUCUUCUCUGGCCCAGCCAUCUCACGUAUCAACAAUGCCUGCUUUGAAGCUGUUGUGGUCACCAAUACAAUCCCUCAGGAGGAGAAGAUGAAGCAUUGUCCCAAAAUACAGGUUAUUGACAUCUCCAUGAUCCUCGCAGAGGCCAUCCGUAGAACUCACAACGGCGAGUCUGUGUCGUACCUGUUCAGCCAUGUCCCAUUGUAACGAAUAGUGUCUGCUACAUCCACUGUGUGCUGUUACACCAAAUAAGAGAAGAGGGAAUUCCCCCAACCCAAACACCAUUAGCAAAAUUAUCUUGCUAACUAACCAUUAAACAAGAGAAUGAACUGUCAUGUCUGUUACUAAUGUCCCCUCCCUCUUGAGCAGUGUCCCCUUCAUGUGCUGGGCACCAAAGCAAUCACAAGCUACCAAGUUAGGCCAGCGUAUUUAUUGUACUUGGGUAAAUAGGUGUUUAUCCACUGUGAACGUUGUCCCUCCCUUUCCCAACAUAUAGUUACAGAGUUUCUUUUGACUAGUUAAGCUUUCCAGGGGUCAUUUCUAUCCGUCAACAACUCCUAGAAGGUAUCGCUGGUCAGGACAAGUUUAAAGCUGUUACAUUGUUUUUGUUACAAUGGAUGAGUGAAGUUUUUUUUUUGUGUGUGUGUUCCUCUUGUAUCACUCUAUUUGACAGAUUAUAAUUAAUGAAGUGAAUGUGUAUUGAACUAGUUUACAGUGCCACUGAAGCUCCACUCAACCAAGAGUGCCUCAACAGUCUGAAAUGUCGAAUAGUCUAUUAAAGUCAGUAAAGUCUCUUAUCUAAUCUAAAUUACCUUCUCCUCUAGUCUUCACCAUCCCCUUCCUCCUGCUUAGCUGUUUUUAAUUUUUCACUGAAUGAAGCUCUGUUACGUGUCUUACCAGGUUGUAGAAGAUGUUUCAGCACGUUUCUUUCAACUCUUGAGGUGCCCUCAUUGAGUGGGGUUUGCCCAGUGUCCGGGGGUUACCCUUCAAGGUUCCGCAUUUUGUUUGAAGGUCUUUCUAUAGAGAAGGGUUUUUAGUUUGGGGUCUCUGCAGGCUGGAGCUUCCGCCAGAAAUGUUCACCUGCUAUUUUAUUUCAUUUUCAUUUUUGUCUUUUCGUAUGUCUGGAGGAAGGAUUUGUCAUUUAUGUGCGUACUCCAAACCGUUGUGUUUUACAUUUUCAGAUAGGUGAAUGCGGCAGUUAUCAGAGGAUGCAUUCUUAAUAAAAAUAAAUAUCCUCAAAAUCUUAAA